This is a messenger RNA of Trichomonas vaginalis G3, 1593 nucleotides long. Its product is annotated as ankyrin repeat and SOCS box-containing protein 4 family. The record is from RefSeq and is a predicted model, not a curated record. The coding region runs from base 1 to 1593 and encodes 530 amino acids. The transcript has a single exon. Gene Ontology annotation, molecular function: protein binding. NCBI's taxonomy places the organism in Eukaryota, Parabasalia, Trichomonadida, Trichomonadidae.
AUGUCAGAACAAGACAUUCUUCCAAACAAAUACAGUGAAUUGCGAGGUAUUUAUAAAUCUUACAUCGAUACAUGUAAUGCAUUGUAUCAGUUGAAAACGGAAAAUGAAGAAGAAUUAAACUCAAUUUACAAAAUGAUCAAAACAGAAUUGAUUGAUUCAAAGAAAUAUCAUCCUCGAAAUAUAAUAUACGAUAUCUUAAAGUUAAUUGAAUAUAACAAUCGCUAUAAGAAAUCAUAUUUAUAUCUUUGCAAACUCAUAUCUGAUGAUUUCAAUAUUAAAUUUAUUUGGAACUUGAAUGUCAGUAUCCAUGAAAAUGAUACAAUUUACAGAGCAAUUAUGGAAAAUGACAAAGAAAGAUUCAUCGCACUCACUGAAGGAUAUUCAUAUCCAUUGCUUAGAAGCAGUUUAUAUCCCUAUAAUAGUAUUGGAUAUUCAUUACUUGAAUUAUGUUGUUAUCACGGAGCAGUUGAUUGUUUCAAGUUCUUAAGAACAAAAUAUAAAUCAGAAAUAUAUAAUAGAUGUCUAGAAUUAUCAUUUUUAGGAGGAAAUCCAGAGAUUAUGAAUGAGUGUUUGAAAUAUCGAAAACCAGAUAAAUGGUGCAUGACUUAUGCAAUUAUUUCACACAACAUUGAUUUUGUAGCAUUCUUGAGGAAUGAAUACAAAAUAGAGAUCGAUUUAUAUGAUUGCGGAUUGUUUAAUAAUCUUGAAGCGUUUUUAGUUUAUUUCGAUCAAACUAAUGAUAUUGACAAUUGCUUUAUUUAUUCAACGAUGUUUAAUAUUCCAGCAUUAUGCGAAUAUUUCCUUUCACAAGGUGCAAAUAUCAAUUAUAAAAAUCAAGAAGAAAUCACCGCUCUUCAUUUGGCAGCAAUUAAAAAUAGAAAAGAAGUAGUAGAAUUUCUUCUUUCACAUGGCGCAAAUAUCAAUGAAAUAAAUGAAGAUGGACAAACUGCUCUUCAUUAUGCGGCAAGUAACAAUAGUAAAGAAACAGCUGAACUUCUUAUUUCGCAUGGUGCAAAUAUCAAUGAAAUGGAUGAAGAUAGAAAAACCGCUCUUCAUUUUGCAAUAAGUAGUGGUAGUAAAGUAACAGCUGAGCUUCUCAUUUCGCAUGGUGCAGAUAUCAAUAAAAAAGAUAGAGAUGGGAAAACCGCUUUCCAUAUGGCAGCUGAUCAAAAUAGUAAAGCAAUAGCAGAAUUUCUGCUUUCACUUGGUGCAAAUAUCAAUGAAAAAGAUAAACGUGGACUAACUGCUCUUCAUUAUGCAGCAAGUAGAAAUUAUAAAGAAAUGGCCGAAUUUCUUAUUUCUCAUGGUGCAAAUAUCAAAACAAUAGAUGAAGAUGGUAGAACCGCUUUUAUUCAUGCAGCAAUGCAAAACAGUAUAGAAACAGUCGAAUUUCUGUUUUCACAUGGUGCCCAUAUCAAUCGAAAGGAUCAUUACGGUUCCACUGCUCUUCAUUAUGCAGCGCUUGGAUAUGCAGAUGAAACAGUCAAAUUCCUUCUUUUACAUGGUGCACAUAUCGACGAAAAAAUUGUAGAGGAGAAACUGCUCUUCAUAUUGCAGCAUUUCAAAAUAGAAAAGAAACAAUCAAAAUUCUAG